AAAUUUAGCUGAGAAUGUCUUUAGCUGAAUUUGAGAAUUGGGCUCCUAAUGCCCCGAUAGUAAUGGAAACCAGUAGUCACAGUGUGACUCUGACGUGGUCUCCAGGAGAAUAUAGGUAUCUCCAGAACCAUCUCGUGUAUACAGUGCAGAGGAAGGAGAAGAUGCCACCCUGGGUUACUGUAUAUAGCGGCGGGAAAACAUUGAAAGCAAUUGAGAACCUGGCCCCCACACAGCCUCACAAAUUCCGCCUCAAGAUCGCUUUCAAACGUAGAGCAGCGAAUAAUCCAAAGAUGAAUGAUCAGCCUACAGAUAAUUCACAGAUCGACGCGACGUUACGGGAAAAUAAAGGCACGAAUAAGGUUAUACAGUCACUGUGGUCUGAAGAGACCUGGGCAAAUACUGCUAGUGAUGGCACUACAGUUGCUUGUCUGUGUAUGGCGGUCCGUUGCGGGUAUGGCCAACAGGUGCAGCAGAUGCUAGAAGAACGCCCAAUCCUUCUGUCUGUCAUUAACGCUGCGACAGGCCUAACACCGCUUGCAACUGCUGUUAUAAAGGGUGAUACCAAUAUGGUGGGUAUUCUGAUAGCCCGAGGGGCAGACUUGGAGCAGCGUUCAAGUGUCGAGCGUACACCACUACAACUAGCCGUUUUAUCUGGACACUGCUUACUUGUAGAACUACUUUUAGAUCAUGGCGCUGAUAUACAGUCUCGAGAUAUAAACCACCUAGGCGUGGAGCACCUUGCAGUCGACUCUGGUGAUCUAGAAACCCUAAGGUUUGUGCUGGACCGAGGAGACCACGAUGUCACGGAUAGUAAUGGAUGGACACCGCUAUUCAGAGCUAUUUGUCAAGGAGCAAGCACGAGUGUUAUAGAGGAGUUAGUCAAACGUGGUAGUCGUUUGGAGGUGACUGACCGUGCUGGUCUUACUCUAAUUUCUGCAGCCAGACUUCUCACUGACAAACAUGGUAGGCGACGUGCCUCGGUUUUGCGACUGGUGGACUCACAGUUUCAGCACGAGAAGGUGGUGGCCAGCUUCACUCGGGUCACCAAGAAGAUUUCCAGUGUUCAAGCACUGCGUACUACUAAGUAAUGCAAUAGUUUAUAACAAUCGUUUUAUUAUAUAUACCA
This is a messenger RNA of Pieris brassicae (large cabbage white), 1126 nucleotides long. RefSeq names its product palmitoyltransferase AKR1 (gene flip). The record is from RefSeq and is a predicted model, not a curated record. The transcript has 8 exons. Gene Ontology annotation, molecular function: protein binding. NCBI's taxonomy places the organism in Eukaryota, Metazoa, Arthropoda, Insecta, Lepidoptera, Pieridae. The coding region runs from base 15 to 1088 and encodes 357 amino acids.